Messenger RNA from Elgaria multicarinata webbii, 3634 nucleotides. RefSeq names its product membrane magnesium transporter 1 (gene MMGT1). The coding region runs from base 1 to 870 and encodes 289 amino acids. Gene Ontology annotation, cellular component: EMC complex; plasma membrane; early endosome. The record is from RefSeq and is a predicted model, not a curated record. The transcript is spliced from 5 exons. NCBI's taxonomy places the organism in Eukaryota, Metazoa, Chordata, Lepidosauria, Squamata, Anguidae.
AUGGUGAGGGUGAGCAGGAGGAUGAAGAUGAGCAGGUUGGCGCUGUCCUGCCGGUGGCUCGCUUCGGCCGCCUUCUCGGACACGAUCUCCUCCUCCAGGGCCACGGGCCGCGCUCCCGGCGACAGGGACUCCGCCUGCGCUCCUGACCCCGAGCGGGCGCCCAGCCCGGCCAUCGCCAACAGCAGCAGCCCCAGCAGCCGCUGUUGCUGGGGGCACUCGGGGCGCCCCGGGGACCCUCCCUGGCGGCCGCAGCGCCACCACCGCCGCGGCAGCGGCAGCAGCUGGGCCAAGGCUCCGCCCACAAGCGCGCGCGCGGGCCGACAUCGCCCGUCCGUGACGCCAUCCCAGCGCGCCGAGCGGCUCAGGCUUUUCCUGUCGCACCCAACCCCCUCUUUCUCGUCCCGCUCUCGCCUGAGUCCGCCGUGCGCAUGCGCAGCCCCGGCGGUGGCUGAGGGAGGAGGGCGGAUGAUGGCGGCCGCCUCGCUGUGGAAAGGGCUGGUCGGGGUCGGGCUCUUCGCCCUGGCGCACGCGGCCUUCUCCGCCGCGCAGCAUCGUUCCUAUAUGAGGUUAACAGAAAAGGAAGAUGAAACCUUGCCGAUAGAUAUAGUUCUUCAGACGCUGUUGGCCUUUGCGGUUACCUGUUAUGGGAUAGUACAUAUUGCAGGAGAAUUCAAAGACAUGGAUGCCACUUCAGAGCUAAAAAAUAAGACAUUUGAUACAUUAAGGAACCAUCCAUCCUUUUAUGUAUUUAAUCACCGGGGCAGAGUAUUAUUCCAAUCCCCAGACACUGUCCAUUCUUCCUCCAAUCAGGAUGCUUUGUCGUCCAGCGCAUCGCUGAAGUUGCGAAAACUUGAACCUCUCCGCCGUUAAAAGAUUUUUACAGAUGAUACUAAAAAUAGAACAGGACACUGAGCUAUAAUAUUGGAGUUGGGGAUGUAAACACUUUUUUUUUAAUUUCUGGAGCAGUAUUUAUAUUGAUCUUCCAGACUUUAUAAAGUAUAUAUAUAAAUAUAUAAAUAUAUUAAAAAAAGGACCUUCUUUGAACACUGUUAAUGACAAUGACUGAAUUGUGAAUUGGCAAACAGUGUAAAUUAUUGCUAGAAUUAUGCUGUGAAAUAAUACAUUUUACCUUUCAUCCAUUAAAACACUAUGCGGUUGAUUCACUUAAAACAAAUUCCGUAUUACCAAAUAGCAGAUGAUGGUUUUAAUGCAACAGAUAAGCACAGAAGAGGGGGUAUUUGCUUGUACUGUUUUCUUGUAUGCUGAGGAAGUGGCUGGAGGUGCUUUGUGUCCGUCCUUUCUCUUUCUCCCCUGCCUUUCCUCUAAUCCUUCACAGAAGACAAUGAUGAUUGUGUUACUUUCAUGUCUUUGGCACUUUGACUUGAAGUAAUGUGGCCACGAUAUGAUAUGAAGAGCUAUUCAGACUGACACAAGUUCUCAAGUGGGCAUUAAACCCAAAUUGCCAAGGGGACAAACACUUCCUUUGUUGGUUGGUCAGUAUCCUUGCGCUUCCUGAAAUGCUCACAGCUUUUAAAGUAAGGUGGACCAUUUUUGAGAGAAAACUUGCCCUGAGGUUUCUAAUCAGCCGCCAGGGAAGGGGGUGUUGAAUCAUGUCAGCCGUAACCCCAUGAAGAUUUUACAAGAAGUUCCAUCCACUUGUAGCAUGUUGUGGUUAUUGCGCACACCGAGCGGUGUUUCAGCGACUGAAAGUAGGGCUGAAGGGUCUCAGUAUUGCGCUCACUUGUGAAACAGGAUUGUUGCUGUAAAGCGAAGGGCAGCUGCAUAUCCAAUAUAUGGCUUGUAACAGGCAAGGUACAUGCAAAGAAAAGUCGGAAGUGCUGCUUACGAUGUCCAUCUUGAAAUGCUAAAAGGCUGCUCAGUUCUUUUAAUGUUCAUUUCUUGACUCUCUGCUCUUAAGGGAGCAUGUUGAUUCAGCUCCGUCCAUUUAUAUGUACACUGUCUUAUUGGAACAAAUGGUAGAAUGUUUGGUUCAGAUAUGGGAGAUCAGCUGGGUUCUUCUUUGAAUAAUUGAACAUGUUUGACUUGUUUUUCCACUGCACGGUGUUGCUCUUUUUGCUAGUGGCAUUUGAUCACCAGAAGAGAUUUCUUCUGCCUUGAAGUAUGCGGGAUGUUUGGGUGGAGGCGAUACAUUCCCUUCCAUUCACUAUACGUUUGCCUCCAAUUUGGAUUUCCAUGGAAUGUAACUGAUUUGAGUUAGUAACAAGGAUGCAGGAAAAUUGACCCUCCUGUCUGGUCUUUAAGGGGUGCUUUACCUGCCACACUUCCCUACAUGGAGAGGAUUUCUGUGCACCAUCCAUUUGUGAAGUGUGGUACCACUACACAUGUUGAGCAUCUGCUGUAUGCUAGCUGCUUGACUGGUGUACAUGUGGCAAAAUAAAAGCAUAUGCACUCCACUACGUAAGUCACAUUGUAUGGCCAUCUCGGUUGCCUCCAAAUGUUUUGGACUGCUACUCCCAUCACCCCCCAGGGAGCAUGGCCAUUGGGUGUCAUAGUCCGACACAUCUGGAGGUUUGUGAAGGCUGGUAUAUAUAUUUUUCUCUACAUGGAGGUAAUCUAAUGUAAGGAAAAUUCUGCCCAUAGUUGCCCUACUGAAAGGACCAGGAUACCGGAGUUUUGGUUGUGGCGGAAAAGAGAUGGCCUUUUAAAAAGCCAACAAUUGCUCCUGUUCAUUAAAAGUUAGUUUCAGUGUUAAGGUCCUUCUCUUGAGUAGAUGCUGACCCUUUCUUUUUGCCUUGUGUUCAGUCCAGGUGAAAUUCUGCCUGUCAACCAUAAGGUGGCAAACUGAACAUCACCCUACUGCUAUCCGCCUUAUUAUUCUCUUCUCCAGAUAUGCUGGAGUAAGACCCCAGUUUAUGCUAAAAUGCAGCUUCUGAUUCGGUUUCUGACAGUAGAGGCUAUAAACCUUUGAGCCCUCUGAUUGGAUGGAUCUGGCUUGCAUAAAGGCAUAUGGCACAAGAGCCUUACUGUAGUCCCUGUGGAUCCCAACAUGAAAGUGCACAAAAUGGCUGCAGGGAGAGCAAACCACUUGCCCAAAUGCAGCCUUGCAGCAGUGUCUUCAAUGUGUUUAGUUGGAAACAAGUCCCACAGUUCAGUGGAAUUUAUGUACUAGUGAUUGUGCCUAGGAUUAUAGCCAGGGAGGCAAACUAAUAGGAAGGCUUAUAAAACAAGACCAGCGCAAGCCAUUAUUUAGUGACAAGAGGGGCAACGAAAGCUCAUCCUGCUGUCGCGAGGAAAUGACAGCUCUAAAAUACAAUUUGCCUAUUCUGAGUUUGCUUUUUGGUACCACUUUGCAUAAAAGCCUUCUCAAGCUGGACUGCUUGCUUAUUAACCAAUUUCCUAUGAGCCUAGGCAAAGCCUGCUUUAGGUUGCCAAAAGGCUAUGUUGUGGCAAGUAUUGCUGCAAGAACAGUGUCUUGCUCCAGAACCUAAAGGCGUUUCCUCAACCUCCCCUUGUACAUGUUGUGAAGUUUGCAGCCCAUUAAAGCACCUUCUGGGCUGUUUAAAACUUGCAGGCAGCCACCUUUACCCUUUAGCGUCAAUGGUUAUUCCACAAGUGUGCAGACUUUGUUUCCCCCCUUUUUGAUCUUGCAAUGUCCAAUAAAGAACUAAUAUUA